Molecule: messenger RNA, 2427 nt
Organism: Populus euphratica (Euphrates poplar)
Lineage: Eukaryota; Viridiplantae; Streptophyta; Magnoliopsida; Malpighiales; Salicaceae
Product: K(+) efflux antiporter 6-like
Exons: 20
Coding region: 231-1973 (580 amino acids)
Biological process (GO): potassium ion transmembrane transport; proton transmembrane transport
Cellular component (GO): membrane
Molecular function (GO): potassium:proton antiporter activity
Source: RefSeq, a predicted model, not a curated record
GAAAAGGACGUGAGGAUGCAGUCCAGUUUCUAAAUUAGAGAAAAAAAAUAAAAAAAAAGAACAACAUCUCACCCCCAAACAGGAGCAUCAGAUCUUCGCCUCCGGCUCGCUUCAUAUUUGAUUCAUGACUUCCAAUUGACUACUCCCUCUAUGAGCGCACAGAGUAAGAAGUGCAAAAGAGAAACCAAAAAUAAAUAAUUAAAUAAUAAUUUUUUUUUCUCCUCUAAGCAAUGUUGAGAAGAGAACCAUUUCUCUGCAAACUCAUCUUUUUGCUCUUCUGUUUCGCUUCGCUCUCACUCGCUGACGAACUCAACAAGUCACAUCGGCUCGAGUUCACCGCUAACACUUCAAUCUCUAACACCUCUCUCUCUGAACCUAGAGAAGGCAGCAGCUUCGCUGAUAUCAUCGAUAAAGCUCUCGAGAAAGAGUUCACUGAAAAUGACCAAAACGAAGCAACUGAUGCUGGAAGCUUCAACAACAGCGUCGCAGAACAGCAGGCAGUUUUGGAAACUGUUGCUAGAGUUAAAUCGAAGAAAAAUGACUCAAAAGAGGAAAAGUUGUUUAAAUUUCAACAUGUUUUCAAUUUGGACAAUGAUAAUGGAGCAGAAGAUACCCCAACACUGAUUGAUCGAAAGGAUAAUGUCUUCAUUAUAUCCAAUUUUAAAUCAAAAUAUCCAGUGCUGCAGCUAGACUUGCGAUUGAUAUCAGAUUUGGUUGUCGUCAUUGUAUCUGCAACUUGCGGUGGCAUUGCAUUUGCUUGUGCUGGACAACCGGUCAUUACUGGAUACUUGCUAGCAGGAUCUGUUAUUGGUCCUGGAGGGUUCAACUUUGUCAGUGAAAUGGUUCAAGUUGAGACGGUGGCUCAGUUUGGUGUAAUUUUUCUUCUUUUUGCCUUGGGCCUGGAGUUCUCGACAACAAAGCUUCGAAUUGUCCGAGCAGUUGCUGUUGUAGGCGGCCUGCUUGAAAUUAUUUUAUUCAUGUUCUUAUGUGGCAUUACAGCCAUGUUAUGUGGUGGUAAGUCUUCUGAGGGUGUGUUUGUUGGUGCAUUUCUUUCAAUGUCUUCAACAGCAGUGGUAUUGAAGUUCUUGAUGGAAAAGAAUUCUACUAACGCUCUUCAUGGGCAAGUUACCAUUGGAACUCUUAUUUUGCAGGACUGUGCAGUUGGUUUGCUGUUUGCACUGCUUCCUGUUUUAGGUGGAACUUCUGGCGUUCUUCAAGGACUAAUGUCCAUGACUAAAGUGUUGGUGGUGUUGAUUGCAUUUUUGGCUGUUCUGUCUAUAUUAUCUUGUACUUGGGUUCCAUGGUUUCUUAAAUUGAUGAUGAGCCUGUCAUCACAGACAAAUGAACUCUAUCAAUUAGCAUCGGUCGCAUUCUGCUUGCUUGUGGCCUGGAGCAGUGAUAAGCUUGGUCUAAGCCUAGAACUGGGUUCAUUUGCUGCUGGGGUGAUGAUAUCAACAACUGAUCUUGCUCAGCAUACACUAGAACAAAUUGAACCUAUUCGGAAUUUCUUUGCUGCUCUUUUCCUUGCCAGCAUUGGAAUGCUGAUCCAUGUUCAUUUUCUCUGGAGCCAUGUUGAUAUAUUACUGGCAUCUGUUAUAUUGGUCAUCAUCAUAAAAACAGCCAUAAUCACUACUGUUGUGAAGGGAUUUGGUUACAACAACAAGACAGCACUUCUUGUUGGAAUGUCUUUGGCUCAAAUAGGAGAAUUUGCUUUUGUUCUUCUUAGCCGUGCUUCUAAUCUUCAUUUAGUUGAGGGAAAACUUUACCUGCUGCUUCUUGGGACAACAGCUCUUAGCUUGGUGACGACGACUCUGCUUUUCAAGCUAAUUCCAGCUGUAAUGCAUCUAGGAGUGCUGUUACGGUGGUUCCCUCCUGACAGUGCAGUUGAGGUUGGAUCUAAAGGAGAAAUCUUCCGAUCAGACAGUGUUAAACAACGGAUUAGUGUGUUGGUCGAAGUUCCUCAUAACUCAUGAGCUCCAUACAUACAUGUCAUAAAGUGGUACGUCAAGUUUAUAUGACUAGCACUCUGCUGCAGCCUUUUUUCACCCGUGCAGAUCAAGUCUGUAUUCCUUUUGGACUGGCACAGUUUUGAGUUCAAUUUAUAUAGAAAUUAUUCUCCAUGAUUUUUUUGUUGUAUCAUAUGUUGAGUCCUGCUGGAAAUUACAGUCAUAAUUCAUAGCAACCCAUUCUUGAUGUCUUACUAAUUUGUAAAAUGGACAUGUGCAUAGUGCAUUUCCUUUUUCAAUUUUAAGAUUUUCCUGCAAUCACGUUGGAAAAAACUCAGCUCAAUGUCACGGCAUUUUACAGCCACUGUAGGACAGAUGUAUAUAUUAUGUUCAGAAUUUCUUGGACAGUAUCUCUUGAAACAUUGACCUGGCUAUGCAGAGCAAUUUCUAACCUGAAUUGUAUGAAAAACAAAAAAUUCAA